GAAAGUUCCCACGGCGCUGGCCGACCACGUUGAGAAGAACAAGUUGGAGGGAAAGCUAAAGUACACCCUGUUCGUCGGCGCCUCUUCCGGCGCGGAAACAGAGAACCGUUGGGCUCAAUUGAACAUGAUCGACCGUCGGAGUCCUCACCAGGUCGGCAAGGAGAUUGCCAAGGGUAUCAACAAUGGUCAGAUCAACUUUUUCGACAAGCAUCUGAGCAUGUUCCCGUCGGACUUGGUUUAUGGUUGGUACACAAUGAACAAGCCCAAGAACCGCUUGGAUGUCGCGGUUAUUGAGGCAUCCGCUAUUACGGAGGACGGCGGCAUUAUCCCCGGUGCUUCCGUCGGUGCCUCUCCGGAGCUGAUCCAGAUGGCCGAUAAGAUCAUCAUUGAAGUCAACACGGCUAGCCCGUCGUUUGAGGGUCUGCAUGAUAUUGUCAUGUCGGACAAGCCGCCCAUGCGCAAGCCCUACCUGAUCAUGCAGCCCGAGGACCGUAUCGGUACUCCCCACAUCCCGGUUGACCCUGAGAAGGUCGUGGCCAUCGUCGAGUCCGACUACCCCGAUCAGACUCAGCCCAACGCCCCCGAGGAUGAGGGCUCCCAGGCCAUCGCCACCAACCUGAUUGAGUUCCUGAAGCACGAGGUCAAGCAUGGCCGUCUGCCUGAGAACCUGCUGCCCAUCCAGUCCGGCAUUGGAAACAUUGCCAACGCGGUCAUUGGCGGUCUCAGCAAGGGUGGUGCCGACUUCACCAACCUCAAGGUGUGGACGGAGGUGCUCCAGGAUUCCUUCCUGGACCUGUUUGACAGUGGCAACCUGGACUUUGCCACGGCCACCUCUAUCCGCUUCUCCCCUGAGGGCUUCAAGCGCUUCUACGACAACUGGGAGCGCUACGCCGGUAAGCUGCUCCUGCGCCCGCAGCAGGUGUCCAACUCGCCCGAGAUCAUCCGUCGCUUGGGCUGCAUCGGCAUGAACACUCCGGUGGAGGUUGAUAUCUAUGCCCACGCCAACAGCACCUGUGUCAUGGGCUCUCGCAUGCUCAACGGACUGGGUGGAUCGGCCGACUUCCUGCGCAGCUCCAAGUACAGUAUCAUGCACACCCCUAGUACCCGGCCCAGCAAGGUCGACCCCACCGGUGUCAGCUGCAUUGUUCCCAUGUGUACCCACGUUGACCAGACCGAGCACGAUCUGGACGUGGUUGUUACUGAACAGGUAAAUCCCUUUGCUCGUUGAGAUCCCUUAAUAUCCAUACUAAUAACUGAUGUAGGGUCUGGCCGACGUGCGUGGUCUUGCUCCUCGUGAGCGUGCCCGGGUGAUCAUCGACAAGUGCUCUCACCCCGACUACAAGCCCAUCCUGCAGGACUACAUGGACCGGGCUGAGUUUGAGUGUCUGAAG
Molecule: messenger RNA, 1391 nt
Organism: Aspergillus vadensis CBS 113365
Lineage: Eukaryota; Fungi; Ascomycota; Eurotiomycetes; Eurotiales; Aspergillaceae
Gene: coaT
Product: acetyl-CoA hydrolase ACH1
Exons: 2
Coding region: 125-1228 (367 amino acids)
Biological process (GO): acetate metabolic process
Cellular component (GO): mitochondrion
Molecular function (GO): acetyl-CoA hydrolase activity; acetate CoA-transferase activity
Source: RefSeq, a predicted model, not a curated record